AUGCAAGACCCAAUUGGGAUUCCUGCUUGCUUUUCAUCUGUUGAGAAGCAAACUGAUGACCCAGCUGCUGUUACAAGGUCUGGGCAGAGUGUUUUCAUGUAUGUAUACCGCACGAAAAUUGCAGAUCAGUGCCGCCUGAUUACCAUCACUUGGUGCAAGAAUUUGCUGCUUCAUGGCCUAUCAGUGGCAGUGGAAGGCCCGGAUGGGGAGAGCCAAUACACCUGCAAGGUGGAGCUGAAGCCAUGGUACUUCUGGAGGAAACAAGGCUCCAAGCGCUUUGUAGUUGAUGAUAAGCCUGUUGACAUCUUCUGGGACCUUAAGGCUGCAAAAUUCAAUGGAGAAACCGAGCCAAGCUCAGAGUACUAUGUGGCAGUUGUGUGCAAUGAAGAGGUUGUGCUACUUCUUGGCGAUCUAAAGAAGGAUGCAUACAGGAAGACAGGUUGCAGACCGGCUCUCAUCGAUCCAAUUUUGGUUUCAAAGAAGGAGCACAUAUUUGGAAAGAAGAAGUUCUCUACAAAAGCUAAGUUCCAUGAGAGAGGCAGAUUCCAUGACAUCUCAAUUGAGUGCAAGAACAGAAGUGGUGGCAGUGGUGGGAGCAUGGGUAAUGGCAAUUCCUGUGGUAGGGUUGAUCCAGAAAUGGAGAUAAGGAUAGAUGGCCAUUUGGUCAUUCAUGUUAAGCAUCUCCAGUGGAAGUUCAGAGGUAAUGAAUCCAUUCAUGUCAACAAACUAAGAGUGGAGGUGUAUUGGGAUGUCCAUGACUGGCUCUUUAGCCCUGGUUUAAGGCAUGCUCUAUUUAUCUUUAAACCACUUAUGUCAUCCACAUCACCAACAUCGAUAUCAAUAUCAACUUCCUCGUCUCUGCCAUUAUCAUCACUGACAUCAACAACACCAUUGUCAUCUCAAACUGGGAGCUGUGAUGCAGCAGAGGGGUUCAAUGCUGGUGGGUCAUCUGAGUUUUGCUUGUUUCUCUAUGCCUGGAAGGUUGAAUGA
Vitis vinifera (wine grape) is the source of this 990-nucleotide messenger RNA. RefSeq lists its product as uncharacterized. Lineage: Eukaryota; Viridiplantae; Streptophyta; Magnoliopsida; Vitales; Vitaceae. The record is from RefSeq and is a predicted model, not a curated record. The transcript has a single exon. Bases 1 to 990 code for a protein of 329 amino acids.